This is a messenger RNA of Peronospora belbahrii, 441 nucleotides long. NCBI's taxonomy places the organism in Eukaryota, Oomycota, Peronosporomycetes, Peronosporales, Peronosporaceae. The record is from the annotation of a GenBank genome assembly.
AUGGAUGUGGAAACAGCAAUGUCAAGGCACGAGAACGAGGUUGAUACGACUGAUGAAGCGCUUGGAACGACUGUCAUGCUGCGUCAUGAUGACGCUUCUCUGUCGACAAAGAUCAUAAUGGACUAUUUCACCCAUGACGGACUACGAUGCAGAGAAAUUGACUCGACUAACAAGAAUGCAUUUGACGAGACUGAAAGUACUGGAGAUAAACAAACCCGUCGACAAGUCGAAGAGAUAGCAAUACAACCAUUUCAAGUGCAAGAGAUAGAGAAAAAGGCAAUUGAGGACAUAACGACAAAGUAUCAAGAAGAAAUGAGGAUACUAAGUAUUGCGCAGAUGGCGUUGACGGUGCUUGUAGUGAUUGUAGCACUAGCUCAGUGCGUGUGGAUGUGGCAAGUGGUAGAAUUAAGUGCGCUAAGUCUGGCAGUAUUUGGGGACUAG